AGCACAGCAAUAUGGCAAAUUUGAUCCAGUACCCCACUGCUAACAUUUCUGAAAUUUCAUCCACAAACUGGAAUAGAACAGCUUCAAACACCAGCGAAUAUGAGACCGCCUCCAGCGUGCUAGGCCCUGAGUACCACCGACAAAUGAGAGUAUUCCUUCUGACUGUUAUGAUAGCCACUUCUCUCUUGGGAAAUACGAUUAUGUGUUUCCACAUCAAACAAAGUCGAAGGAGGAAUCAGCGUAUCCAGCUGCUGUUUAUCAACCUUGCUGUAGCAGACCUGCUUGUGACCUGCUUCACCAUGACGUCUCAGCUUGUCUGGGAAUGCAUGGGAAAAGAAUGGAUAGCUGGAGCUGCUUUCUGCUCCAUUUUCAAGGUGUUGCAGACCUUCACUAUGGUUUGCUCUAAUUACCUCAUCGUGACAAUUGCUUUGGACAGACAUACAGCAAUUGUGUACCCAUUGAAAAGGAGACCCAACACUCGAUGCUACAUCAUCAUAGCCUGGUUAGGCUCUCUUAUACCAUCUCUUCCAAAUGCCUACGUAUUUCACCAAUAUACCGAUCCUUCUGGAAAAAGAUUCUGUGUUGCCAAAUUCUACACAGCUGAACUCUCUCUCAGGACGCGGCAAAUGUACAUGGGAUUCAUUUCUGUAUUUAUUUUACCCAUAUGCAUCAUCGUAGGCCUUUAUGUUAGGAUUCUGUACGUGCUUUGGACAAGAAGUCGAGCUUUUCCCGGGCAUGUAACAUCCGCAGAUUCUGCAGCCUCCAACAGCAUUCCAAAUGAAUUCAGCGGAACCCACUCGCACUUUCCAAGAGCCAAAAUAAAAACCUUGAAGAUGACUCUGGCUGUAGUAGUUACUUUCCUGGCCACAUCUUUACCAUACUUAGUACAGGAGAUGAUUAUAGCAUUUGGAGAUCCAUCCAUUUUGAAUGAGAAUGUUGUGGCAAUGGCUGGUAUCUUUUCGGCAUCGAACAGUACUGUUAAUCCAUACAUAUAUUUACUGUUCAACGCAAACGCUGCAAUUGCAAAGCGAGUCACUAACAAGAUGUGCAGUUGCUGCCUUCCUGCACAUGCCAGAGGCGAAUCUAGAGGAGAAACGAGCAGCAACGUAUGAAAAAGUUUACAGAUGCAUACAAGAUAUUGAUUGAAUUUUGAACUAUUUGGUUGUUAGAAAGGACAUUAAAGUAAAUUUCUGAGUGGGAAAACAUCAUACAUUCUAAUCUUGGUGCUUAUAUACUGCUAUCAUUACGUUUAUCACUAGAAGCGGAUAAGCAAUUAAAUGGUUUGUUGCCAAUGGUAACCAACGGAUAUUCAAUUCCUUAUGUCUCAUUGAAAUUGCCUAUAUGUAAUUAUUUAAACCUAUUAACAUAUUUUGGUGCUUCAUUUAACAAAUUAUGUGUUCAAAUUUCUAAUCAAAUACAAAUUUAUUGAAGCUUUCUCAAUCUUGCUUUGGCCUUUUGUUGCAUCUGAGGACUUUUUUUAUGCAAAUUUUAAUACAAUUAAUGCAAAUCACAUAGUAAUCAAGCAUGCAAUGUCAUGCGUCACCAAGGAAUCAUCCUUGAAUUGUACGCCAGAUUAUUUAGAUAUAUGAUUAUUUAUGUUUACAUUCUUAAAAGGAAGUUUUGGUCCUGCUAUUUUCGAGCUAGAUUCUAAUGAUAUAAGUAAUUAAGAUAUUAACCAUUCCUUGAAACCUCUUUUAAAAUAUCAAUAAGAAAUUCUUCAUUUGAGUUAAGAAUAAUUAAUUAAUUUCUCUGUGAACUCUGCGUAGAAGAUAGUCAAAGAGGACAUAUUUUAUAGACCUUAGCAUUAUAUUGUCAGGGACAUUUUUGUUUUGUUUUGUUAUAGUAUGCUUCAUACUGUUGAGUGCGCACGGGUUCGUAGAUUGAAUGUACACAGUUCCGAUGAUAAGUUGAUAAAAUUUAUUUAAAUUCUGGAACGUUCGCAAAAAUAGUGUCACAACUCUUCACAGUAAAAUCAGUAGUUACACUCCAAACUACUAUAUUGAAUUUUCACCCGGCUACCAAGAACUGUCUAGUAUUCCUCGAAAUUAAUGGAAGGCAUUAUAAGGGCCGGCUACUCAUCAAAUUUGCAGGCCUUUGACUAUUUCUCGCCAAAUUUGGCUAUAAAAAUUAUCCGUCAAAACCGUUGCCAGCUUGGCGACAUCUCGCCAAAUUAACGAGAUAGCCAUUUACUCAAUGUUAAAUAGACUUGCACCUGUAAUUUUAUUUUUCCGGCAGAGUAUCGUCUCUCUAUAUUUUCAUAGAGAGACAGAAACAUUAUACAGAAAAAUACGAAAAUUUUACAUAUAAUUUCAUUAAAAUUAUCCAAUAUGCAAAAAAAAAAAAAAAAAAAAAAAAAAAAAAAAGCUUAAAAAUACUUUUGUUAUUUUACUUUUAUCGUAUUUUUUGUAAUUCCAGUUUUUCACAUUCCUACUACAUAUGCUAUUGAUAGCUACAUAUGCCAUAAUUUUUGUCGGUUGUCGCUUUCACGUGUAUUUUGAAAUCUUUAAGUCCUACAUCGCUUAAAUAUUCUUCUGAAGAUAUCAAAUAUUCUUUGUUUUUCUUUAGAAUUCUCAAUUUCAAUAAAACCCUCGGAUAAAUCUUCAAAGCAUUCGUCUUGUAAAAACGUAAUUUUCCUCACUUGACUAUUAUCAUUCAUUAAAUUAUUUACUGAAAAAUUAAAAACUGAAAAGCCUGAUCCUCAACUAUGAAACUCUAAACUGGUAAAGCGGCCUUUGUCCCUGCUUUACAUACAGCACCAACUUGGAGAUACCAGUAUUCAUUAACCAGCUUCACACAAGAUACCAGUGCGGAAAUGCCAACUUUCAUCCUCCACUUUAACCAUGACAUGCACAUUGUGCCACUUGACGUCAAAACGUUCUUAUUUUUACCCUCAUGGACUCUCGAAUAUUUCAUUUUCGAACCUUUUUCCUUCAGGUGCCUUGCAAAACCUUCUAAAGCUUUAGAGUGCCUGUUCAGCUGAAUAUCUAACCAUCUGAGCCAGGACUCCCACUCACUUAUUUUAAAAGAAACUUAUAUUGAAACAUAAAUAAAACCAGAAAACAACUAGUUUUUAUUGCAGUAUAGCAACAAAAAUGAGAUUAAAAAAUAUCUUUCAAUUCAAAUAUCUUUCAAUUAAAUGUAAUCAUAAUUUUCAUCCCAUUCAGUUCUCUCACAUAUGUCUUUGAAAUUUCUUCAUUUUUUUUCAAACUUUCUUCGCAUCUUUAAUGAUAAGUUCCUUGCAUAAUUACUUUUACCAAUUUUUAAUUCAGGGUUUCAAUAUGUAGCAAUUUUGAUUAGAUCUAUUUAUCGUCAGUUUUGCCCCUUUAGUAGUCUUUUGUAAUUUUCAGUUUAAGUGAGUUUGCGGCUUUUGGUUUUAUAUGGUUUACUUGGGAGAAGUUUCUACGCUAACCGAAGAUCGAAAUAAAAUAGUUAAACUGGUCGCAAAGUUGUAUGAAAUUAUUAUUCAGAAUUAUUAAAGGCCAUCUUUCACAGUGCGUAACAAAUACCAAAAUUCAGGUAUGAUUUUGUAAGAGAUACCCAAAUCUUGAUUUAAAUGAAAUCAUUUCCAUUCAUCAUAUAGAUCUAAUUUGUCUUCAUAAAAAAUGUCAGGGAAUUUUAUUGCUAAAUGUUAAUUGAGGAUGAGGAUUUUGGCAUGAUUUUGUACCACUACUAGGUCAUGAACAUUGAGAGUGGCAAUAAUUUCAACAUGAUUUAAAAGAAAUAUGUUUUCAAUUUGAGUAUUAAGUUCAACAAUAAAUUUUAAACAAUCAUUUUUAAAUCCUUUUUCACUGUCACCAUUUGAUGGUGAAUUUAAUAAGGCCAUGCAACGGCCUCCUGAAUAUAUUUUAUUCAUAGAUUUAAGAUUUAUUCCAUUGCUUGGAUCAAUUUGAGGGAACUUUCACGAAGAAAUGACUUUAAAAAAUAAGAAUAUUUUUAUAUUAAACUAAAACCAUUGAAUGAAACAAGUAAAAUCUGAAAUCCUCAGAUGUAAAUUCAAUAUUCAGACAGCUUAUUUUAUCGAACAUAUAUUCGAAAAACAACAACAUAUGCUUAGUUCCUUUGGUGAUAAUAGUGUUGCUAAUAUUCUAUUCAUCCCUUUUGUGCAUUUUUGAUUGAGACUGAAAACAAAUAACUAAGGUAUCCCAUUGCUCAACAAUAAGUACCACUGGGCAAUAAUCUUUAUUACAUAUCUACAAUCGACCCAGCCGUAAAGUCAUUGACAUAGGUUAGAUUCCGUAGUUCGACGUAGAUAAGAUUCAAGAAGAAUGGUCAGCUUGCGUGGGCAUUUUUGCGGUUUUCCCGAUAUGUUACGAACCAGUCUCUCGCAUGAAAUCCUCACGAAGACAUUCCUUCUCUUAGGCAGAUGGUCUUAGCGUGAUCUACCAUAGUAAAUGUACAAAAUAAAUGGUGAAAUUCCUGGUGCUCCUCCUAAUUAUACCUGUACCUGUCCCUUGGAUGAAUCACGUGGUACAGUCAUGUGCCGGGAAUCUGUCAGAGGAUAUGACAGAGAAAAGGGUUGGAAGGCGGUAAGAUGUGCGAAUCAUCGAUGUUCUAAAAGAAACCAGAGCAAUAUCUGAAUUAGAACAUAGAGAGAUGUCUUUAAUUUAUGACAUAUAUAUGCCAGAGCUGAGAUUCUUAAAUUGCCCGUACGAAAUAGCAAUAAUUAUUUUCCAAAAGAUUGCAAAAACCUCUUGAGUUUAAAUGUAAACUGAUUUUCUGCGAGUUAUUAGCGGUAGUAAAACUUCAUGAUCUUUGUUUUAGAAUUAACGAUACAGAAAUGUUAACUAUUUUGUUUUACUUUAUUGUUACCUUUUGAGUACUUAUUUUGAGUUUAAUUAGCAUAAGUUGGGAAAGAAGAAAGCACGCUAUAAUUUAACUUUAACAGGGAUUUUGAGGUUAAUUCUAUAUGUCUCGAAAAGUUGCAUUUCGGAAACCUUACUGAAAUUGCCACGCUUUUCAGCUGUUUAUAUUUUUCAGUAAACAUUCAUCGCAAUCUCUUCAUUUGAGUGAAAUCUAGAUUUUCAGCUUCAUGCUGUUGUGCAGUAUACUCUCAACUUCAUUCAUUACCUGUCACAUUCUACGUCGUUUUUUUCAUCUGCUUCUCCUCACUCUCAGCUUCAACAACACACAAAUUUCUUUGGGCAUGAUUUAGUUUGCUCUGCUAUUAAUAAUGUGAUUAUAAGAUGGUGUUUUUUGCAUCUAUCUUUAAUCAACUCCUAUGUAACAUCCGAGAUCAUUGGGCAUCGAAACAAAGUAUGAACAGAUGCUAUGAAAACAUUGUUAAUGCUUGCAAUCUAAAUAACACAAAGCGAAGGAAGGGAAUUCUAACAUAUAUUUCUUUUAUAGUUCGAAUAGCAGUUAUGGAUAUUGUCCUAAAUAUCAGCUAUUAUAACAUUUAAGAACUAUUCAGUAAAUUAAGAAUCAAGUUUACAAAUUUAAAAUUAGUCCAGAAGGCAUGAUUCGGAAUGCUCAGUGUAGUGGAAAAUACUGCAAGCAUUGCCAUGACAAUUAACAUACUUGCAGAUGUUGGUAUUUAGAAAAAGCAAGACAUACGUAGUAUGUCUACCAAAUGCACGAAUACCUUCGUGGAGUACGUUGUAACAGAAAUUGAUCUGUAUUAGUAUUCCACUUGGGAAGUGCAGUCGAACAACUAGGCAACAGGCUUAGAUUGUCAGUACUGAUAUUCCUUCUAAAUGCCUUUAGAAACAUAACUGGAGUCCUGGGUAGUAACAAGGAGCUUACACAAAAACUAUGUUCGUGCGUGUGUGUAGAAGAUACAACAAAAUAAGAAGGGUUAAAUUUACCCUUUAUUUAUCACAGCGUGCAGCCGCUCCCGCACUUCGGGAUACAGAGAUCAGCACUACGUUUUAGACAAGGUCUAAAACGUAGAAAACAAGAAAUAAACUUGUAUGAUUCUCUACUGUGUAUCUUAAGUUACAGUUGAAUGUGAAGCAUCUUAAGAACUAAUAAGCGAAUAAUCUCUGGUUCUCUCUGACUAAGACAGUAGAACUUCACGGUUAAAUACCGCUCUUCCUCAAUUUGCAUUCAGGCGUGAUUCUAAAAUUACGUUUUGGCCGGAAACGGUAAGUUGAAAUUAAGAGGCGAUUGGAUAAGAAGUUGAACUCAAAGUUUAACUGUUAAUAAAUUUAACAUAAUCCUUACAAACUAACUAAAUAAGAACUAAACUUAGAUACUUUACAGAGACUGGUCACGCGAAGAUUGGCCUUUUGACACUACGUAUGUAGUGAGCGAAAUGCAAAACUACAAUACGUCUUCCAGUAUUAUCAGGGACAAAGUUCUGGCCUUAAAAGCAGACAUCAACUGACUGAAAAACACCACGCGAGUGGUAAGGCAGAAAUGAGUCUCUCUCUUCUCUUGCCUAAAAGCCACACCUUAAAUACCUAGCAAAGUUUUAACAUAAAAAAUAAACAUUAGUAAAACUUAAAAUCCUUAUAAGAUAUGCUAAAUCUGAAACGAAACUACAUACGUUUCAUGCUUUAGCAACUUGUGAUUGCAUCUAAUGAGCUAUGUUAAUUAAGCUUGUUCCGUUAUUAACUCGUUUAGCUAAACAUAAAAAUGCGUGUAGGGUAUCAGAAAUGUCAUCGCUGUUGAUAUUACGACAGACUCUGUGAGUUCGAUGAACCUGGAUCGCCAAGUCACUUAUAACUAUUUAUCUCUGUGGCACGAGCGGUGCAAAUGUGAAAGUCCAGCUAUAAGUAAAACAACGAAAUAAUGCAUUUAUAUCCACCAGACGUUAUAAAAAAUUUUCAGAAAUGUAGUAUCUGCUGUUGGAAAAAACUGUUUGAAACAUUUUAUCUAAAAACUUUCGUAAAAGGAAUUCUUAGUUCAGAAAGGAGAAGAAUUUUUUCUGUGGUGCUGAAAGAAGCUAACAAAACACCAAAUGUGUUCUUGUCAGGAAACUUGUACAGAUUUCUUCUUUUCUAUCUAGAUGUAUCAUCUUUUAUGUGUGUUAUGCAAACACUGCUUUUAUUCGAUAUAUAUCUUGCAAAAAUUUUGUAAUUUUUGGAUGGCUGUAUUUUGUGUGCAAGAUCAAAAUGUACUCUUGUAUUUAUAUAUAAAUGUGAAAAUUCUCAGAUAUUGCAUUCUCUAUUCGAAUAUUUUAUACAAAAUUUGUGUAAAUAUUUUAGAUGUGUACACUUGUUUAUUAUAGACACAUUUCUUUAUCCUGCAAAAAUAUUUAAGAUUUUGUCGUCUGUAACUGAAAUGUAAAAAUAAUUGUUUCUUAUAUCGUGAUCAAAAUUUCUGAUUUUGCGUUUUAAUGGAAUUUUAAGCUUGUAUUUUGCAAACAAUUAAUUUCUUAAAUUGAUGUAAAUGAAAUAAUA
Stegodyphus dumicola is the source of this 7343-nucleotide messenger RNA. Its product is annotated as oxytocin receptor-like. Gene Ontology annotation, biological process: G protein-coupled receptor signaling pathway; cellular response to hormone stimulus. Lineage: Eukaryota; Metazoa; Arthropoda; Arachnida; Araneae; Eresidae. The record is from RefSeq and is a predicted model, not a curated record. Gene Ontology annotation, molecular function: peptide binding; G protein-coupled receptor activity. Gene Ontology annotation, cellular component: plasma membrane.